AGCUCAUCAGACCAGCAUCGCAACCACCGGGACGCUCCACUAAUCAGAUAUCGCCUUAAUGCUCUAGUUACCUCUUAAUAUUCAGGAGAGAUUGCCUCCAGCUCCAAUAACCUACAUUAAUCUAAUAAAUCCACACCAACAUCUCGAAGAUGUUAACCUCCGGACUCACCAACGCCUCGAUCUCCAAAUCCCUCCUCAUCUACACCAUCGCCUCCUCGGUGGCUCUCGCCAUCUUCGACCUUAAACAUCUCACUAGUAUCCAGGUCGUUCCGCACAUCUGGCAAUAUGGACAGUUCUGGCGCAUCCUGGUGUGGCAGGUAGCCGGAUUCGCGAACUCGACGGAGGCGCUAUUCGCCGCAAUGUUGGUGUAUCAUCUACGAGUCGUCGAACGCGCCUGGGGGAAGAGGAAGUUUGCCACCUUCCUCCUCACCACACUCCCCUACACAACCCUCCUCCCACCCCUCCUCCUCAUCCUUGUGCUCCGACCCGUGACCCUCGGAAAAAUGAACUACCUCCCCUCCGGACCUGUAGCGACCAUCUUCGCCUUAUUAGCGCAAUACCACGCCUCAAUCCCAUCUACCUUCCGCUACCGGAUCUCCACGUCAUCGUCGUCUUCUGAUUCGAACGAUACAAAAGACCAACCGCAACAGAGCAACAAGUCCCUCACUCUUACAUUGUCUGAUAAAUCUACAACAUAUAUCGUCGCUGCGCAACUGGCUUUGUCGCAGUUUCCGGCGAUGAUCGUCCCCGCUGCGGUGGGAUGGCUGGUUGGUGUGGCCUGGCGGAUGGAGUUCCUGCCUGGGACUGGCGCAUGGAGGGUCCCGGCGUGGAUGGUGGGGGAGAAGGAGCGGAGAGUUGUUAAUGGCGCUGGUGGAGGAGAUGGUGGGAGAUAUGAGGAUCUAAGGAGGAGGUUGGAGGGAGAGGCUAUUGCGGCGUCGGCGAGUUCGUCGGCUACGGGUGCGGCGGGGGAGACUGUGGGACAGAGGUUGAGGAGGAGUGGGGGAAUAUAGAUUAGAGGGUUUGUUUCAUGUAGUUAUUACGAUAUAGCAGUGUUUUAUAACUUCAAUUGUUCAAGGCUUAUGG
Molecule: messenger RNA, 1083 nt
Organism: Aspergillus welwitschiae
Lineage: Eukaryota; Fungi; Ascomycota; Eurotiomycetes; Eurotiales; Aspergillaceae
Gene: dscB
Product: protein dscB
Exons: 2
Coding region: 150-1010 (286 amino acids)
Molecular function (GO): serine-type endopeptidase activity
Source: RefSeq, a predicted model, not a curated record